This is a messenger RNA of Pochonia chlamydosporia 170, 2937 nucleotides long. RefSeq names its product vacuolar protein sorting protein (VPS11). The record is from RefSeq and is a predicted model, not a curated record. Bases 1 to 2937 code for a protein of 978 amino acids. Lineage: Eukaryota; Fungi; Ascomycota; Sordariomycetes; Hypocreales; Clavicipitaceae. Gene Ontology annotation, cellular component: HOPS complex; endosome. Gene Ontology annotation, biological process: intracellular protein transport; endosome organization; vacuole organization. Gene Ontology annotation, molecular function: protein binding; protein-macromolecule adaptor activity. The transcript is spliced from 5 exons.
AUGGCGAUUUCGUGGAAGUCAUUCGACUUCUUCGAAGUCUCCCAAGUCUCUCUCUCCGAUGACGAAACCCGCAGCCUCUUCGACACCAACGAAAUAUCCAGCAUUUGCGCCGGCUCAGAUAGCCUCUUCCUAGGUGGUAGCGAUGGAUCUGUCAGCAUCAUCGGCAAGAGCUGGAAAGUGGUUAGGAAGUUCCAGGCCCACGAUGUCGGACGAGUCACGCACAUGCGCCAGGUCGAGGGCACAAGUUUGCUCGUCACCGUCGCCGAGGACUUGAGCAGCGAACCCGUCUUGAAGGCCUGGGCGCUGGACAAGCUGGUGCCAAAGACCAACAUGCCCACCUGUCUGAGCACCUUGACUAUCAACAACGGCCGACGACAGUUUCCGAUUUCUGCUUUCGCCGCGUCCGACGACUUGUCUCAGAUUGCAGUCGGGUUUGGCAACGGCGCAGUGACGAUUAUCCGAGGCGACCUCAUCCACGACUUGGGUACGAGGCAGCGGAUAGUGUUUGAAUCCGAGGAACCAGUUACGGGAGUGCAAAUUGCGACGGACGAGAAGCUUACGACGCUCUUCAUAUCGACGACUACGCGGAUAGUCAAGCUGGGCUUGUCUAGGAGGGGUCAGGGGCUUCCUCCCAAGACUGUUGAAGAUAGCGGCUGCGCGUGGGGAUGCAUGACGCUCGAUAAGCAGACGGGCGACGUGGUGGUGGCCAGAGACGAUGCGAUUUAUACCUAUUCGUUGGAUGGAAGAGGCCCUCCAAAGGCGUACGAGGCCCCCAAGACCUUGGUUGCCAUGUAUGCGAACUACGUGGCAGUCAAGUGUCUGCCGACGGCGGUGAACGGACGGGAUCCUGAUAGUAUGAGGCGGCGAUUUGGCGGCAGUGCUAACGAUGACCUGUUUAACGCGACCAUGUUUGUUCUCCUGGAGCCGGAUUUGCGAGUUAUUGCGCACUCGGAAACUAUGAUGUCUCCUGUGAGAUUUAUCUUUGAUGUUUGGGGCGAUUUGUACACUAUGUCUGAGGAGGGAAAGAUUUACCGAUAUCACGAAAAGCCACUGCAGCAGAGACUGGAAAUGUUGUACCAACGCAACAUGUUUCCGCUUGCCAUUGAGCUGGCUCAGAAUUCCGGCAUGGACAGCCAGCAGCAAAGCGUCAUCUAUCGCAAAUUUGGCGACCACUUGUAUCAGAAAGCGGAUUAUGAUGGGGCCAUGGUGCAGUAUAUCAGGGCUAUUGACACGACGGAGCCGUCGCAGGUUAUUCGCAAGUUUCUUGAUACGCAACGCAUACACAACCUGAUUCAAUACCUGGAGCAACUGCACGAACACAGAAAAGCUACGGCUGACCACACAACAUUGUUGCUCAAUUGUUACGCCAAGUUAAAAGACAUUGCCAAGCUAGAAAAGUUCAUCAAGUCGCCGGGAGACUUGAAGUUUGAUCUGGAUACGGCCAUCGCCAUGUGCCGACAGGGAGGAUACUAUGAGCAGGCGGCGUAUCUUGCCAAGAGGCAUGGCGAGACGGAACUUGUCGUUGAUAUUUUGAUCGAAGACUCCAAGAGUUAUAGCGAGGCGCUGAAUUACAUUUGGAGGCAAGAUGCUGAAGUGGCAUACCCGUGCAUGCAAAAGUAUGCCCGGGUACUGAUUGAAAACUGCCCGGAAGAAGCGACAUGGCUGUUUGUGGAAUAUUACACGGGCAAAUACCGACCGCACAAGAUUAGGGGUCCAAUUCCUGGCGAAGCACCAUCCAGUGGCGGCUUUGCAUCAGGCGCUGCCAGUGCAGUGCAAAAUCUUACGAAUUAUCUGCCGUUUCCCUACAUGGGUACGGCAUCAGGAACGACGGCGACACCAGGUACGCCAGGUAAUGCCACACAGUCGACGAACAAUGGCGCACUCCCGCUUGGAGAGGAGGACCAUCCGCCGCCAAAAUACACGGUGCCAGCACCGCGUACGGCAUUCUCGUCCUUCAUCGACCACCCUGACGAAUUCAUCACGUUCCUCGAAGCAUGUCUUGAAGAGGAAGACUUGAAGGUUUCUGACCGAACAGAUUUAUAUACCACCUUGUUUGAAAUGUAUUUGUACAAAGCGGGCGAGAAGAAGGGCCAUCACCGAGAAGAGUGGGAGGGCAAGGCGAAGAAGCUAAUCGAGGGCGAGCACGUACCCAUGGAAAGCUCCAAUGUUCUUUUAUUAUCGGAUCUCUCUAAUUUCCGAGACGGUACCGUUUUAGUCAAGGAGCAAGCCGGGUUACUCUUUGACAUUUUCAGAUCGUACACGUCGGCAAAGGACACACGCGGCGCCAUCAAGGCGUUGAGAAAGUACGGGCCGGAUGAACCACAGCUCUACCCAGCGGCCCUCGCGUAUCUUACGUCUGAUCCAAGGGUCCUCGAGGAAGCUGGUCCAGACGAGCUUGCCAAUGUGCUCUCCAAGAUCGACAAGGACGGUCUCAUGGCCCCCUUGCAAGUGGUUCAAACACUUGUCGGCCAAUCUUCGUCAGGCGGCGUGGCAACCAUGGGCAUGAUAAAACCGUACCUCCACGACACAAUUAGUCGCGAGCGCAAAGAAAUCCAAGACAACCGUCGACAAAUUGACACAUUGCGCGGGGAUACUGAAAAACGAAGAGCGGAAAUCGCCGAUCUAGGCUCCAAGCCAGCCGUCUUUCAGGCCACAAGGUGUUCAGAUUGCGGUCAAGGGUUAGAUUUACCGGCUGUCCAUUUCCUGUGUAAGCAUAGUUUCCAUCAGCGGUGUCUACGAGGCGGCGAGGGCGAUGAUGUGGAAUGUCCGCAGUGCGCCGGGGGUAAUGAACUUAUUCGGAAGAUGAGGGAGGAGCAGAAGAAGGCGGCGGAGAAGCAUGACCUGUUUAAGAUUGAGCUGGAGGGGAGUGAUGAUCGCUUUGGAACGGUGGCCAAGUGGUUUGGGAGGGGGGUGAUGGAUGGUGAGCACCAGGAGUGA